AUGCCUGAGAUUUUAUACCAAGCAGUAGAUGAUAAUGCUCCAUUUGUUGAAUCAUACCAGUUCAAUUCAAAGCCAGUUUUCUACGAUUUUGAUAGCGAAUCUUCUUGCGACAACACUUUCGAUAGUGACUUCUCAUCAUCUGACGAGACAAGUAACUACAAUCCAUAUGAAGGAGUUGCAGAAGCAGGUGAACUUGAUUGUCAAUAUGUUAUUUCGACCCCAGAUGUUCUCUCCAAGAAAUCCAUUUACAAUAUCCCACCUCCAUUUGAAGAGGCAAAGGAAAUGUUCACAUACACUCUCGAAGACGGUUCAAAACUUAUAAUGGAAAACCCACUUCCUAACUUCUUGCCAAUGGAAGUUUUAAUAGAUGUUGUUUCUAAAGCAUCUUCAUCAUCAGACGAUCUCGAAUCUAGUGAAAAUGAUGACGAGAUUGAAGUACAAUUGAACUAA
Trichomonas vaginalis G3 is the source of this 450-nucleotide messenger RNA. RefSeq lists its product as uncharacterized. The transcript has a single exon. NCBI's taxonomy places the organism in Eukaryota, Parabasalia, Trichomonadida, Trichomonadidae. The coding region runs from base 1 to 450 and encodes 149 amino acids. The record is from RefSeq and is a predicted model, not a curated record.